AUGAGGCCAGCUCGAACCCCGGUGGUGAUGCUGGCCGCCAGGCUCUUUCUGCAGCAGCUAGAGCCGCCGGCACAGAUCCCCAGCCUCUUGGCCUCCCAGCCACCCAUCCUCCCACCGUCCCCGCCCCUUGCCCUGGCACACACCACCACCACCCUCUCUUCCUUUAAACCACCUGAAAAAACCACUUCUCAGAAGUCGGAUUUAGCCACAGUCAAACAAAGUACAUCCACUGUGAAAUCCACUGAGAAAUCCACUGUGACAUCCAGUGUGACAUCCACUGUGACACCCACUCUGACUACUGCGCUGAGCGUUGUACCCACGUCUAAAACAUCUGUCAUAAGUGCGGUAUCAGCUUCAGCCCAGAAAAACACAAUCGCCACAGAGAGCAACACCUCUCUUCUAACUACUAAAGAUCCUACAACCACAUCAACCACCGACUCAACAAAUCCUAAAAGCACGAGCAGCCAGAAUGCAAUUUAUGAUCCAUCCACAUCCAGAAUCCCAACUACCCACAGUGUGACCACAGACAGCGUGACCACUAAGGAAGGCAGUCAGAUAAUCUCCACAUCUCCAGAUCCGAAUAUCAUCCGAGGCAUCUCUCCUACUCUGUCUUCCUCGACCAACCUCGAAAGCACUCAGCAGCCUAGCAGGGGCCCUGUGACUUUGGCCCCCGGGACUUCAGAGCCCACAGGAAGCUCCCCGGAGGAAUCAAACAAAAUGAAUAUAACUACAAGUUCAGGCAGGAUGACAAGUCCCACCUUCACAGCUCAGGUGACCACACUGAAACCACAGGUCACCGUCAAAGGAACUCAACACACCUCCAGGGAGACGCCAGCUGUCACUGUCAGCGCUGGAGCUCAGCAACCUACAGGCUCUUCACUGGGACCUGGGACCACAUCUCUUGUCAGGAGAUCCACCAUCUCCAGCACUCAGUUGACAUCAAAUGCCCCCCAAAGCUCCAGCACCCAUUCUCCCACCUCAGUUAUUCCAACAAAUAUAGGGCAGUGCCAUCCUCUUGAAAAGCUGAAUGGGAGCAAACUCUCCCUGAACAUUUCGGGAGCCAACAGCUGUAAUACAGUUGCUUCGAAUCACAGACUGGUCGAGGUGUUGUGCCAAGCAGUAAAACCCUCCUUCAACAAAACUCAAGAUGAGUGCCAUAUAGAGAUGGCUCCUGGUUCACAUGCCCAGGAAGUGGACAUCAAACACAUUACUAUCAUCACAAAGCUCCAUCCCACGGACAUUUAUAAAUCACUGAAAGACGACUGGGACAAGCUAGAAGACGUGGGCGUCAGAGACAUGCAGUUUGAGGGUCAAGGGCCACCAGAAGAGAUGGAGGACCGGUUCAGCAUGCCCCUGAUCAUCACUAUUGUCUGCAUGGCAUCCUUCUUGCUCCUGGUGGCGGCCCUCUAUGGCUGCUGCCACCAGCGCCUCUCCCAUAGGAAGGACCAGCAACGACUAACAGAGGAGCUACAGACGGUGGAGAAUGGUUACCAUGACAAUCCGACACUGGAAGUGAUGGAGACCUCAUCAGAGAUGCAGGAGAAGAAGGUGGCGAACCUCAAUGGGGAGCUGGGGGACAGCUGGAUCGUGCCUCUGGACAACCUGACCAAAGAUGACCCUGAAGAGGAAGACACACACCUCUAA
Messenger RNA from Rangifer tarandus platyrhynchus (Svalbard reindeer), 1644 nucleotides. The record is from the annotation of a GenBank genome assembly. Lineage: Eukaryota; Metazoa; Chordata; Mammalia; Artiodactyla; Cervidae.